GUUUCAUAAGCUUAUAUUCAAAAUUGUGUUUUAUACGCAUUUAGAAUUUUAUUAGAUUAAUAUUUAAAACUUAGCAAUUUUUUUUUUGUACACUUUUUCUCAAUCUUUUCCAACGUAAAUUCGAGUUAUUAAUUUAAUAUUCAAAUAAGCCGCAAAUUUUAAUAAAUCGGCGCGUGACGUGCGAUAUCUCCGACACUGCGCAAGUAUGACUUCGAUUGACGCAUAUACAUUCACGCGUCCAUCCGCAGACGUCAGAGAGGAAAUAAUCGCAGUAUAGUGUGUAUCUUGUGCAUAAGAGAGAGAUAGUUCUUUCGCGCCUGCUUAUAUUAAAUUAGAAAAGAAAAUGAGAAGUGGCAGCAGAUUACUAAAAGUUCUUCUACAAGCUUCAGAGAAGGCAGCAAAUAUUGCCAGGACUUGUCGACAGAAAGAAGCCUUAUUUCAAUUGCUGGUACAAGAAAAAUCUCUAGAAGAAAAAAAUCCUCGCUUCUUCCAGGAUUUCAAAACAUUAGCUGAUGUUCUUAUUCAAGAAACCAUCAGACAUGAUAUAGAGAUUGAGUUUCCAGAAUUAGCUAAGCUAGUACAAGGGGAAGAAACCAAUGUAUUUAGCAAUACCUUGGGAGAGUCUAUUAUUGUGGAUGUCUGUUCGUGCAGCGAAGAUACAACACAACUACUGACUAAAGUUAUGGGCAAUGACGUUGUGGCAGCAGAAUUACUCGCUGCUGAAGUUCAUAAGGAUGUUCAACUUUCAGAUGUACCAAUCACGUUAGAGAUCCCCGAUGAUUUUGACAUCAAUGUAGAUGAUCUUGGUAUCUGGAUAGAUCCAAUUGAUUCAACAGCAGAUUACAUAAGCGCAACGGAAGCGGUGGAUGAGCAGACGGAAUUACAUUUAAGCGGUUUACGUUGUGUCACCGUAUUAAUCGGGGCAUAUAAGAAAAGUACAGGAGUACCGGUUUUGGGUGUAGUUAAUCAACCUUUUGGCACCAAUGUAGACUCGCAAUGGAUAGGAAGGUGUUACUGGGGUUUCCUGGCAAGUGGCAUUAGCAAGUCUUCCAUAAGCAACGCGUGUAAUGAUGAUAAAAUCAUUUUACUCAGCCGUUUCGAAGACGCUGAUGUGAAAUCAAAGCUAUUAAAUAGCGGAUUUAGACUGGUGGAGGCGACAGGAGCAGGAUACAAGAUACUGAGCGUUGCUCUCGGACAAGCAGCUGCCUACAUUUUGUCAAAGGGUUCCACUUAUAAAUGGGACACGUGCGGACCGCAAGCCCUUUUGUCAUCAGUAGGCGGAGGCAUCAUCGAAUUCAAAGAAUUUAUCGUGCAUCCAAAUUCCAACUUGGAAAAUCUGAAUGUGAACUAUUUACCUGUCGGCACGAAUUUUUCUAAUCGUACAGGCUUAAUAGCGUAUAGAGAUCCUCAAAUCUUGGAAACAUUCAAAUGCAUUUUAAGUAAAUCAUCUAAUUAAAGUAAAUACGACAAAGAAGUAUAAUGACAACACAUUAUAUUCUGCAGAUUUUUUCGAUAAUUACAUGAUGUUACAUCUAUAUUUGAUUAUCACAAGUAAAUCAUAUCGGACUCGCUCAUAAGUGAGUUACUCCACUCUAUAAAUUUUACGUAGAAGAAUUUUAGCUGAUUUUAUGAAAUUUCUUCAUAACUUUUGUGAUAUUAUCUCCUUAGACUCUGAUUUGAUCGUAUGAAACAUUCUAAUACAGAUGAUAUCCAAACUAUAACAUAACAUUGAUCAGACAGACGGAUUAUUAUUAUUUGUUUAAUGUUGUUAAUUGUUAAUUGUGAUAUAAUAAAUGUGAGUUCAAAUAUAUAUAUAAUAUAUCGUCACUUUUAUGCCGCAACCACGAAUGUGCAAUUUUGUAGCUUAGUUAUUGCUAUUUGAAAAUUUAAUUUGCUCCGAAAAAUCAGAUUCUUGUUUUAUUCUUGUAAUUCCUUCAAGCAUUGAUUUACUGUCGCUAUCGCAUUCGCGUUUCUGACAUCGUUGUCCAAAAUUAGGUAAGAAAAUUAUAUUA
Molecule: messenger RNA, 2012 nt
Organism: Linepithema humile (Argentine ant)
Lineage: Eukaryota; Metazoa; Arthropoda; Insecta; Hymenoptera; Formicidae
Gene: Ipp
Product: inositol polyphosphate 1-phosphatase
Biological process (GO): phosphatidylinositol phosphate biosynthetic process
Molecular function (GO): inositol-1,4-bisphosphate 1-phosphatase activity
Source: RefSeq, a predicted model, not a curated record